AUGGAGGCCUCUCCCCUUACGCAGCAGACAAGGCCGGAGACUUUCCAACCCAAGAUCGUCCAGCUUUACGAGGCUUUGUUCAAAGCGACUGAGGAUGCCGAACACUCGGAGGGUUUCUGGCGAGAGUUCUUUCUGCUGCCACCCGAUGGACGCCAGCUUCAUCUUCUGCUAGACAAGUUAAGCCCCGACGAGACAUUGGGCUUGCAGACGCAAACUCAACAUCUUUUUGCUCGGGCCAUCCGUGAAGCUGCCUCCGGGGUUGCACCCGCGGAUUCUUAUGCACUAGAUACCUUGACCACGUUCCUGACUAGCAUUUUGAGCAAAAAAUACACCAAUCCAAGCUCGGAUGUGAUCAAUGUUCUUGCAGGCCUUGACGAGGUUGACCGCGUUAUCUCGGAGUUUGUCUCUGUCUUGGACGGGAUCAUUCGCAAUGGCUCCAGCUUGGAAUUACGGCGCAGAGCAAUUCGCGUCGCUAUCGCUAUGACAAGUGGAGCAUACAAAACUAGCCUCGUCUCCUAUUUCACACACCGCGAUUUGUUCCCAUCUUUGAUGAAGUAUGUUCAUGACUCUGAUACCCCUAUGCAAGUGUUUGAUCCAUUUCUUCUUCUGGGGCUGUUGGCAAACUACAACAAAUUUGAAUUUCAAAAUCUUUAUCAGCUUCGACUCGAUGAUUUUGUCAACGAGUCAAGCAUUCAACAAAUCGUCAAAGGUGUUGGCCUCACAUGUGGUGGCUUGCGCAACGGCUAUAUUGCCGUGCAAGACGACAUACCCGAAGGCUGGUCCUUGGCAAAUACUCUGAUCUUCUUUGGACUUCGUGCUCUCGCGCCUGGUGCUCGGGACAAGGUAAACCCUCCCAGUGCGGAGGAAGCUAAAGCUAUGUUUGCUGCGCUGCCCGCCCAAGAAGCUGCUAUUCUGAUGGCCACAUAUGACUUUGCGAACUCGAACAAACUAUUCGGUUACCACUUGGUCCACCAUAUUCCAGAAAAGAACGAGGAGUCUCCUUUCUCGAGCUUCAUUUCUCUGUCAUCAUACCUUUUACAGCAUGCCUACCGAUCUGUGCGGGUAGCACACUAUGCUGAGUUGAGUUUGUUCACCCUCCGUAUACUCGUCGAGGAUCCAACUCUGUGCAAGCACAUUUGCAGUGAAGAUGGCAAACGCAAAGUGCGGAUCUGCCGUCAAAAGCAGCCGUAUCUCCCAGUCGUUGGCGGAGAUCGGGUGCUCGCCACUGUCAUUUUCGACGUAAUGAUCGACACAAUCACGCAUAACCUCCGGCGACGAUUGGACGUCAACAUCUACAGCCACACUAUCGCCAUCACAUUGCGCCUUUUGACCUACCUCUCAAUGAACAAAAUCCGACUCAACUACCACUGGUCCGAGCUCUGGCGCACUCUCCUCUCCCUCAUGCGCUUCUUGACCACAUACGCCACUGAUCUAAACACCAACCCUCAAAUCCACACCUUAACCAGCUCCCUAGCCGAUCUUCUCGCCUUCUGCGUUUCAGGUGGUGACACAUUCCUCCCCGACCCAUCCUCCUACGACGACCUCUUCUACAAGCUCGUCGAAACGGGCCCCGUGAUCUCAAAAUUCAGGAACGUCUACUCCCUCACUCGUUCGACUACAACAGGAACCCCAGGUUCAUCAUCCAUCACACCAAUUCCAGACGCGGCGACAGCCCAGAAGAACGAUCUCCACGCCGCGGCUAUCGAUACCCUUCUCAGUGUCUCUACGCACUUUUACACGCUUCUCUUCCAGUCCGAUGGCUCUGCUCCUACAACACCUGCCAUUGUAGCUGCCAGUCCCAACCCCGAAGGCGAGCCUACGCCUGUAGCAUUGCCUUCUAUCAAAAAGAAGAAUCUCAGUCCUCGAGAAGUCCAUCGAAUUAUCAAACAGGGCUACGAGACACUGAGUAUCCAGCCGCCGGAAGGUCUUAGUGCUUGGUCGAAAUGGAGAGAGACAGACUGGAAGACUGAGUUGAAGAAAGCGGCGCGGGUCGUUGUGGACGAUGCGAAGCAGCUGGUUGCGUAG
Messenger RNA from Penicillium verhagenii, 2025 nucleotides. RefSeq names its product ARMH3 family protein. Gene Ontology annotation, biological process: regulation of Golgi organization. NCBI's taxonomy places the organism in Eukaryota, Fungi, Ascomycota, Eurotiomycetes, Eurotiales, Aspergillaceae. Bases 1 to 2025 code for a protein of 674 amino acids. The transcript has 8 exons. Gene Ontology annotation, cellular component: cytosol. The record is from RefSeq and is a predicted model, not a curated record.